AGACGCCUUUCUUCGUUGCAUAGCAACCGUGCGCUCCAUUGCUACGGCGAGGCGCUUCCGAGGGAAAAGAGAGGAAGAGCGGCAAGAACUGUAGACUAUCAGUGGCUUCAUAGUUGACGGUCUUUUUUUUAAAACUAGGUUAUUUUAACAUCUUUUUCUUUCCCUGUUGAUCCGGGCAGCUGUAAUUAAUUUGCUGUGGUGAAAUAUCGACGUGGUGGCGGUUGUUCUUUCUGUGUAGCAACCGACGUCUGUGUGUUUGGACGGGUUCGCCACCAACAACACACACUCUGGCUGGAAAUCGUCAUGGCGUCCGCUUCCAGGAAGGCGCCCUCUGCGAACCCGCGCAAGAAAGCGGCGGGGCCCAAGCCGGAGCUCACGGAGGAGCAGAAGCUGGAGAUCCGAGAGGCCUUUGACCUCUUCGACACCGACGGGUCGGGGACCAUCGACGUGAAAGAGCUCAAGGUGGCAAUGCGUGCCUUGGGCUUUGAGCCUAAAAAGGAAGAAAUAAAGAAGAUGAUUGCUGACAUCGACAAGGAGGGAUCUGGCACAAUUGACUUCAAUGAUUUCUUAAGCAUGAUGACACAAAAAAUGAGUGAGAAGGACUCAAAGGAGGAAAUCCUGAAGGCCUUUCGGCUGUUUGAUGAUGAUGGCACUGGAAAAAUCUCUUUCAAGAAUCUCAAACGGGUUGCCAAAGAACUCGGUGAGAACCUGACAGACGAAGAGCUUCAAGAAAUGAUUGAUGAAGCUGACAGAGAUGGGGAUGGGGAAAUAAAUGAGCAGGAAUUUCUUAGGAUAAUGAAGAAGACCAAUCUGUAUUGAAAAUUUUGGGACAUUCUUAUUCCUGUAACAUGAUAAAGUUCAAGAAAAAACCUGUUUGUGUAUAUUAUCUACUCAACUUUAAGGAUGUAAAAAUUACUUUUAUAAACAUAACAAAUUAUAGUUUUGUAAAAUAACAUUCCAUUUUAAUCUUCAUCUAGAACUGCAUUAUUUACAUGUUGAUCACUAAAUAGCAUAAUUGCAUCUCAAAGUCCUUCAAGUGAUUCCUGAGUUGUGAUUUACUCUGCUAGUUUUUACCAAAGCGAUUGACAAUCUUAAAUAUAUAUACAGGCUGGAGAAUUUAAUGAAUGUUAGUACCUUGCUUCAUUGUUUACAAGACUUCAGAUUACAAUAUGGUGUCCUAACCACUAUUCUGCUGUGUCACCUUUUUUUUUUCUUUU
This is a messenger RNA of Scleropages formosus (Asian bonytongue), 1217 nucleotides long. RefSeq names its product centrin 4 (gene cetn4). Gene Ontology annotation, molecular function: calcium ion binding. The transcript has 5 exons. The record is from RefSeq and is a predicted model, not a curated record. Gene Ontology annotation, cellular component: myosin II complex. Lineage: Eukaryota; Metazoa; Chordata; Actinopteri; Osteoglossiformes; Osteoglossidae. Bases 304 to 819 code for a protein of 171 amino acids.